Messenger RNA from Meloidogyne enterolobii, 1333 nucleotides. NCBI's taxonomy places the organism in Eukaryota, Metazoa, Nematoda, Chromadorea, Rhabditida, Meloidogynidae. The record is from the annotation of a GenBank genome assembly.
AAAAAUAUAUCAUAAAAUGAGUUGCUCAGCAGACCCUUUCCAUCUUCCUUCUAAUUCUACAAUGAUACAAACACAAUCAUUGGAUCCAACACCUUCUAAUUAUUAUCAAAAUAUUCAACAUUCACAAACAUUCCAACAAAGAAUUAUUGGGAAUGGGGGUGGGGGAAUGCAUAAUCAACAACAGCCUUCAACAGCUUCUUCCCAUCAAUUUAUUCAACCCAAUUAUGAAGCUCCCAAUCAUUUACACGGUCUUUCCUCGAUGACAGUUUGUCCCAUGGAUCAACAACAGAAUCAAUUAUUCUCUUCCGAUCCCUCAGUUCAUCACCAACAUCAUCAUCAUUGGUUAUCAAUUAACAAUUCUUCUUCAGUACUUCCUUCGCCUUCCACAGUAAUUGGAGGAGGAAAUGACGGAGGAUUCCCUUCUCAUUUAGUUGAUUUUUAUGGAAAUCCUAAUUUAAAUAACCACCAAAUAAUCCCUUUAAAAGAAGAACAACAACCAACAAACGAAAUUCAAAAUAAUUCAACAUUUCCAAUGUCCUCUAAUAAUAACCCUCCCCCUCCUUCCUCCUCAAAUAAUUCUUUUAUUGUAAAUACACCCUCUACAAUACCUAAACAAGUUAAAAAACGCGGUCCUAGGGGUAAAAGAAAUCAACAAUUAAAACACAAUAACAUAACAAAAUCCACCACCUCCACAACAAAUAAUUACAAUGAUAAUCACCAAUCAAAACAACUUCCCCUAAUAGAGCAAUAUAAAUGGAUGCAAGUAAAAAGAAAUAAUAACGGGAAUAUUAACGGAAAUAAUAAACCUUCAACAACAAUAGCCACUUCCUCCUUCAUUCAAGGAACUGUGGCAGCAUUAAAUGGACAUUCAAUAAUUAAUAAAGAGGCGAUUAAUAAUAAUAAUUUAAUAAAUAACUCUUUAACAAAUUCAACUUCUUUAAUAUCGUCAAUAUCUCCAUUGGGGGCACAGGAGAAUGUAACUAAUCGAACAAACUUUACUUAUCAUCAAUUAACUGAAUUGGAAAAGGAAUUUCAUACAAACAAAUAUCUAAACAAAAGUAGAAGAGCAGAAAUUGCCGCAAUGUUGCAGCUACACGAAUCCCAAAUUAAAAUUUGGUUUCAAAAUAGGAGAAUGAAGAUGAAAAAACAACAAAAAGAAACAGCCUUUCUACGUUCAACAAAUUGGAAUACUUCAACAACAAAUCCACUACCCCCAACAAUUUUACAACAAAAUUUAAAUAAUCAAAAAGUUCCAGGUUCAUGCCCUUCUUCCUUAGCUGGUUCUUCCUCUUCUUCUUCUGAUGGACCUUCUCCUUCACCCAAAAAACAUUAA